This is a messenger RNA of Tachyglossus aculeatus (Australian echidna), 1544 nucleotides long. It is a transcript of the gene RAB5C, whose product is annotated as RAB5C, member RAS oncogene family. The transcript has 5 exons. The record is from RefSeq and is a predicted model, not a curated record. Bases 72 to 728 code for a protein of 218 amino acids. Gene Ontology annotation, molecular function: GTPase activity; GTP binding. Lineage: Eukaryota; Metazoa; Chordata; Mammalia; Monotremata; Tachyglossidae.
CCCCACGUGCCCCCUCAGCCCCUCCCCCGCGCCCCCCAAACGCUGUUGGGGCCGGCCCAGCUGGCCGGGCCAUGGCGGGACGGGGCGGCGCCGCGCGGCCCAACGGACCGGCCGCCGGGAACAAGAUCUGCCAGUUCAAGCUGGUGCUGCUGGGGGAGUCGGCCGUGGGCAAGUCCAGCCUCGUGCUGCGCUUCGUCAAGGGCCAGUUCCACGAAUACCAGGAGAGCACCAUCGGGGCGGCGUUCUUGACGCAGACGGUCUGCCUGGACGACACGACGGUCAAGUUUGAGAUCUGGGACACGGCAGGGCAGGAACGCUACCACAGCCUGGCCCCCAUGUACUACCGCGGGGCCCAGGCUGCCAUCGUGGUCUACGACAUCACCAACAUGGACACGUUUGCCCGGGCCAAGAACUGGGUGAAGGAGCUCCAGCGCCAAGCCAGUCCCAACAUCGUCAUCGCGCUGGCCGGGAACAAGGCCGAUCUGGCCAACAAGAGAGCCGUGGACUUCCAGGAAGCACAAGCCUACGCAGACGACAACAGCCUGCUGUUCAUGGAGACGUCAGCCAAGACGGCGAUGAACGUCAACGAGAUCUUCAUGGCCAUAGCCAAGAAGCUGCCGAAGAACGAGCCGCAGAGUGCGGGGGCCGCGCCAGGGGGCAGGAAUCGGGGCGUCGACCUCCAGGAGAGCAGCCCGUCCAGUCGCAGCCAGUGCUGCAGCAGCAACUGAGCCGGCGGCCCCCCAACCUUCGCCCUCUCCCUUCCUCCCUCUCUUUCUCUCUCUCUUUUUUCUCUCUCCCUUUCUUUCUUUCUGUCUCUCUCACCUCCCUCCAUCUCCUGACUGGAAUCUACUCUAACCAAUCGCACUUAACAAGGCCGGGCCCCUGCCGCCCCUGCCCCGGGGGCCCGCCAUGAUUUCUUCUCCACAUACUCCUGACCGCAGGCUCAAGGGGCCACUCCCGCCCCGCCUCCGAUCCCUUCCCCUUCCUGUACAAUACUAAUCCCAUUUUAAGUCUUAAGUCCUUUUUUAAUAUAUAUAUGAACUCUGUUUGCCCCCACUUUCCCCACCCUCCUGGAGCGAUAGGUCUGAUCCUUUCUCCCCAGCUGCGUGGGAGCAUACUCUCUUUUGCCUCGUUUGCUGGGACCAGUCUGGGGUAUGCCCCCUCCUCACCCCCACCCCACCUCCUCACUCUCCACAGGGUGACCGUAGGCCGGGAGCUUCUUGGUCUUUGUUUUGGGGGGUGGUUUGGGGUGACGGUGGCAGAAGACUCCUCUGUGGGCUGUGCCUCAUGCCUCCCCUGCCUCCGGUCCCUUCCUACCCUUGGGAACAGUGGGCGGAUCGGCCCCCGGCCCCCUUCCGGAACCCGCCCCCCGUCCCUCCACUCCUUGGGGCCACACCCAAGUUUGACCAAAUCCUAAUUAUGAGUAUUGGGGGGGGGGGGGGGGGAGUGAGGGAGGGGGACAGUGACCUUUUCUGUAUUUUGUAUUGUUUUCUUCACCUUGUAACCGAUCAGUAUCUUGUCAACAAUACAGUCCACCCGGGCUA